Molecule: messenger RNA, 4809 nt
Organism: Cercopithifilaria johnstoni
Lineage: Eukaryota; Metazoa; Nematoda; Chromadorea; Rhabditida; Onchocercidae
Source: the annotation of a GenBank genome assembly
AUGACGGCAAAUGAUUACGCCUAUGAUAGGGAUUUGGAACUCGCUUUGAAACUUAGUAGACAAUCAUAUGAAGAGGAGUCACGGAAGCGAAGUGAAAGUGCAUGUGCUCAGGAUUUAAUUUGUUGGGAUGAUGUCGAAAAAAAUUCUGUGAUUCCAGAAGUCAAUCAGCUUAACGCCGAUAUUCGUAGCCAAUCUCUCACAUAUAUCCACGCAUUUCCAAAUGGACAGGCACCCCGUCAUGCGAACAUUCCAACAACGUCAAGAAAUGUAGGCUUUUAUCGGCAAAUAGAAAAUGGACCGGAAGAUUUGCAUUCCUUACAUCAUAGGCCGGGGUCGGAUAUACGUUAUCUGAAUACUUCUGGUACGCAACUGAAUAAUACUUCCGGAAUUACUUAUACUGAGGAGUUGGAUAGUGCUUCGGAUGCUGCUCUGAAAGCGUUAUCUACAUCGAGCAGUGCAGUUGUUGUACCUUUCUGUUCCUCUGUUAACAGUUUGCAAACAAGCAGCGAUUUGAUUGAUCUAAGCGAUAAAGAACCUUGGGAAGAAUUUGAUCCACUUUGUGUUGGUCGUUGUACCGAGAUUCGUGAAGCUUCAUCGACAUAUGAUCAAACCAAAGACACUGGAGUACUACAAAACAAAAACAGUGAUUCCUCGCCAUUUUUAUCUGUAUUGGGACUAUCGCAAUCGAUUUCAUCAUCCCGCUUAGUUAUUGCUGAUAGAGGCAGUGGGUCAGCUCCUUGUAAACCUCCGAGAGGUCAGAAGAAUGGACGAGAUAAAUUUGGAGAUUCUGUCGGACAACAUCAAAUUGAUUUUGACGAAAUACAGUUGCAAGAAAAUCCUUCAGAAGUUGAUCGUGAGAUUGCUUCUCUUCUCCGUCGCUCUCCUCAACAAUGUGAUCCAAUAUCAAGGCGUUUCAUAUCACCUGUCGUGGAUUACUUAAUCACAAGUUUUAAAGUUACUAGUGUAAAAGUAAUCGUUGAGAAAGAUUACAGUUGGCCAACAAUGUUAAGCGCAGACGAUAAGAUGACAUUCACCUGCGAAACUACAAGUACAAUUCAGUACAUUUUGGCAAAUGUGUUAAAUACAUUCCUUGAUCCCUCACAAAUAAGUAUGCUGCAGGAUCGUUUACCGGUCGAUGAAUAUGGUCUAAAAAUUUAUGGACUGGAUGAAUUUCUUCUUAGCACUUCUCAGCUUGGUGAAAAUCCAUUUGUUGGACAAGCACUUGCCUUUGGGAAAGAUAUACGACUUGAGGUUGGCAAAAUAGCAAAUGACAAUCGAUCCAAAAGAAUACAGCAGCUUGAUACACCAAGUACUGAUGGCAGUCCAAAACAUUCUUUGCAAAGCAGUUCCAAGAAACCUGAUUCUGUAGUGCGAACAAUGGCAAAUGUUCGAGAAAUUUUGGAUGCACUGAAAAGUUCAUUGUGUAGUUGUACGGGCACACAUCUUAACAAUGAUGCAAUGAAGAAUAGAGAAAGGGUAAACCAGUCAGUGAAGCUUCUUUGCACUGUUCUUGGACGCAUUAUGCCGAAUGAUCUUUCCGGAGCUCUGCGUUUAUUUCUUGCAGCAGGAACAGCCGUACAACUUUCAAACGCAACUGCAGAACUCCUCACUGCUGUGCAUAACUUUCUCGGUAUAUAUUGCAAAUCUGUACGAUGUGGAUUCAAUGUCCUACCCCUACAGACAUUUUUGAAUAGUGAGCGUGAACAACGAGAAAUCUUAACUGUGGAUGAGCAGCUAUUAGUGCACGUUGAUUCAGUCCACAAUAUACCACGGGAAUGGUCACAGCAGUUCAGUUUAUUCUCGGUCGCUGUCCAUGUAAUGCAUGGAACAUCAGAAAUAUGUCGAGGUUUCAAAGAAAAUCCCCGACCGAUCAUUAAUGAUCAUUUCUUUCCAUACUGUCGAACUAACACUUGGGCCUGCUUUCGCAUUCCACUUUGCAUUUUACCUAGAGAAACACGGAUUUUUAUCCUGCUUUAUGGAAAUAGCAGUUCAGUUUGCAAUGAUCAUGUUCACUUAUCGAAUGUAUCGACUGAACCACAGUCAUUACUUGAAAAGCAACUUGCUUGUGCUUCUUUUCCACUGUUCGAUCACGAAGGCUUACUUCGACAAGGAUCUCUUCUUUUACCGUUAUCUGUUAUCAAUGGUAAGGUGGUUCAUCCAUGGGGGCCUCGACCAUUAUUCGAAACAGUGGAUGAUCUCGUUGUACUUGUUACAUUACCGCAACUACAUUAUGAUGUUAUUUUCCCAUAUGUCAACUACGGCGAUAAUAGUCUGAAACGCGAUUUCAAUUCUCUUGAUUCUGAUACACAACAGAAUUUGCUUGAUAUUGUAGAAAGCGGAGUUACUCACAAUUUAACCGAAGAUGAAAAGGAAACUUUGUGGGAAAAGCGACAUUAUUUGACUCAGAUACCGGACGCUUUGCCUUUAGUACUUGCUUCUGCCGUUGGUUGGGAUUGGGCAUCACUAACAAAUAUUUAUCAGUUGCUGGAUGAUUGGAUGCCACUGAGUUCAGUGCAAGCGAUCGAGCUUUUGCUUCCACAUUUCCCGGAUCUCAUAAUUCGUUCGAAGGCUAUAUCAUGGCUUAAAAAUGCUUCAUCUGAUUUUCUAUUCAAUUUCCUUCCCGAAUUAGUCGAGGCUUUGCGAUUUGAAACAUUCGAAGAUUCGUCACUGGCUGUGUACUUACUGACGCUUUGUGCUGGCGACCGUCGUUUUGCUUUCGAACUUUAUUGGCAGUUGCAACAGCGGAUAGACCAGAGUCAAGAAAGGAGUUACUCAAAUCGAUGCAGUUUAUUGCAGCAACAGCUUCUUAACCUAUUAGAUGAAGAAUUCAAUAUUGAUAUUGAAAAUCAGCAUCGGCUUUUGCAAGCGUUAAAUGCUGCAUCUUGUGAAAUGAAGGAUGCGGGUGAUGCCAGCAAAAUGCAGUUAACUCUUCAACGACAUCUUGCUUUACUUGAUGCUCGAAUACUGGAAAACAACGUACGCCUCCCCCUUUUGCCGUCGUUUUUAUGUACUGGCGUAAGUGUAUCAGAAUCGAGUUAUUUCAAUUCACUGACAAAACCGAUAAAAGUAAUAUUCAAAGGCUUGAAAAGUUCACUUGCGGUUCUGUAUAAGGUUGGUGAUGAUAUGAGGCAAGAUGCAUUCGUGUUACAAUUAGUGAAAAUGAUGAAUGAUAUAUGGUUAAGUCAGGAGCUCGACCUUAGAAUGGUCAUUUUUCGCUGCAUACCUCUUGGAAACAAAAGCGGAAUGGUAGAACUGGUUUCUGAUUGCCGUACAUUAUGUGAAAUUCAAAGUGCCGUCGGUGCUGCUGGUGUAUUUAAGGAUGAUCUGCUGAAAAAGUGGCUAGAAAUGCAUAAUCCUUCGGAAUUUCAGUAUAAAAUAGCAUUGCAGAAUUUUCAUUUAUCUUGCGCAGGUUGGUGCGUUGCUACUUACGUACUCGGUAUUGGCGAUCGACAUAAUGAUAACAUAUUGGUUACCAGAACAGGUCAUGUUUUCCAUAUUGAUUUUGGCAAAUACAUGGGUGACUGGCAAACGGCUGCUGGAUUCCGACGAGAUCGCACACCUUUCAUUUUUACCAGUGAUAUGGCUUACGUCAUUAACGAAGGUUCGCCUCAGUCAGCAACAAGCCGUUAUCAGCAUUUCGUUGAUAACUGUUGUAAAGCCUUCAAUUUACUUCGAAAGAAAUAUUCAUUGCUCGUAAACCUCAUGAAAAUGAUGUCUUGUUCGGGUAUCGCAGGCAUGAAUUUGGAGGCUGUCAAUUUUGUGCAAAGCAAUUUACUUUUAAAUUUAACUGAUACACAGGCAACUGUUCAGUUCACACGAAUGAUUGAAGAAAGUUUGAAAAGCAAAUUUCCUCGGCUGAAUUUCUUCGCUCAUACUUUGGUGCAGAUGAAGAGUACUCCAUCAAUAUUACGAUGCGGAUAUGAUGAUCCCAAUAAACUUUCCUUCAUCCAGCAGUUAUAUACAAUGAAAGAUGAUGGACGUAUCACAAGGGUUGACGUGCUGGCGUUUGAGAAAUGGCAUAUACCGGAAAAAGUUUACAUGUACAAAGUCGAAGUGAACCGAGAGAACGAAAUGGUCUGCGGUAUUGUGUACAGGUCGUUUGUGGAAUUCAAUGAACUUUAUAUCAAAUUGUGCAGGAGAUUUCCAUUUGCACAUCUACCACCACUCUCACAAGGGACGAAUGUUGGUCGCUCAAAUAUACGCAAGGUUGCAGAAAGAAGACAAGCGGAUUUGCAACAAUUCCUGAAUGUGCUCUUUGAAUAUCAUCCUGAGGUGGCAAGUAGUGACUUGGUCUACUCAUUCUUCCAUAUGAUUUUUCGCGACAGUGCACCUGAAGAGUCAAAUCAAUUUUUGCAGUUGACAAAAGUGGAUGAGGACGAUAUACCGUCGAAGAAAGUAACUGGCCGCAUCUUUUUGAGACUUACUUAUGACCAACAGGAUGGUGAUUUGAAUAUAUUCGUUGGUCAUGUCAGGGGAUUAAAAAUCAUUAACGGCCAAGCACCAGAUUCUUACGUCAAAACAUAUCUGCAUCCCGAUGUGCAAAGAAGUUCGAAACGAAAAACGCAUGUUGUAAAAAAUACUCAAAUGCCAACUUUUAACGAGGAGCUGAAUUACCAGCUGUUGUCUGAUAUGAAUUUGAUUGAUCGGGCAUUGGAAGUAUCAGUUUGGAACUGUAGUUCAUUGGUUGGUGAAAAUUCAGUGAUUGGUUCUGUUCAUAUUCCAUUGCGUAGGCUAUUGGAUACCCCUACGGAUCGUAAAGGGAUCAAAAUUCUGGAUGGUUGGUUCAAUUUGAGUACAGGUUCACGAUAA